AUGACGCCGGAGGACAUUACCCGCAUCCGCUGGGUGAGCGAGGUGCGGAUGUCGCCCGACGGACGACGGGUGGCGUUCGUGGUGACGACGCUGUCCGAGGAGCGCGACCAGUACUUGUCCAAUAUCUGGGUAGUGGGCGUUGAUAGCGGACUGCCGCGCCGUUUGACCAGCGGCGACAAGCGAGACGGUGCGCCGCGCUGGUCGCCGGAUGGAACUCGGCUGGCAUUCGUAUCCCAGCGACAGGGUCAAAAGCGUCCCCAGUUGUACCUCAUGCCGCUUGAUGGCGGCGAAUCCGUGCGGUUGACCGAACUGGCGCAGGGUGUUGCCGAUCCCGUGUGGUCGCCGGACGGCAGACGUCUGGCUUUCGUGUCGCAUGUGGGCGGCGAAGAGACGCAGCAGGACGGGGCGGAGGAACCGCGUUCCAAGCCGGCGCGGGUGAUUACGACCCUCAAAUACAAGAUGAACGGCGAAGGGUUCGUCUACGACCGCCGCUUGCAUCUGUUCGUGGUAGACGUGAACGACGGCGAUGUGAACCAACUCACCGACGGCGAUUUCAACCACGGCGAACCAGCAUGGUCGCCGGACGGUGCGCUGCUGGCCUUCCCCUCGGCGCGCCACACCGAGCGUGACGAAGACGAUGCGUCGGACGUGUGGGUCAUGCCUGCCGCCGGCGGCGAGCCGCGUCGCCUGACGGACACCGCCGGGCCGGUGGGGCAUCCGACUUUCUCGCCUGAUGGGCGAAAGAUUGCCUAUCUCGGCCACCGCCAGCGCUACGACGCCGGUUACAACUGGCGUUUGUACACGGUACCGGUCGGCGGUGACACACCGGUCUGCCUGAGCGGUGGCCUGGAUCGCAAUUGUCGCGCGCUGGGAAAUCAAGGUCCGCUGUGGUCCGCGGACGGUAGCGCGCUGACCGUUGGCGUCCAGACACAGGGCGACGUUCACGCCUACCAAUUCGAUGCCAAUACCCGGCAGGCCCCCAAAGUCGUGCUGGACGGUCCCCGGCAGAUCACCGACCUGUCAGCCGCGGCUGACGGCAGCCGGCUCGCCUUCACCACUAUGGAUCCGACGAAUCCUGCCGAGGUGUUCGCCUGUGAAUCGGACGGCAGUAACGAGCGUCGUCUGACCGACCUCAACGGUGAUUGGAAAGCCGAGGUCGGAUUGUCGGCCCCAGAGCGUAUCGCCUGCGAACAUGACGGCUGCGGCCUGGACGCCUGGGUAGUGAAGCCGCACGGUUUCGAGCCCGGCAAGCGCUACCCGCUGCUGCUCAACAUCCACGGCGGGCCGCACAUGAUGUACGGACACGAUUUCUUCGACGAAUUUCAGGUCUACGGCGGCGCUGGGUACGCCGUCCUGUAUGCCAACCCGCGCGGCAGCCAGGGUUACGGCGAGGCGUUCACCCGUGGGGUGAUUGGCGACUGGGGCGGGGUGGACUAUGCCGACGUGAUGGCGGCCCUGGACGCGGCCCUCCAGCAGUGCGAUUUCAUCGAUCCACAGCGCCUCGGCGUCAUGGGGGGCAGCUACGGGGGCUAUCUGACGACCUGGGCCGUCGGGCAUACACAGCGCUUCAAGGCGGCCUGCUCGGAGCGCGCGGUGAACAACGUGCACACGCUGUUCGGCACCAGCGACAUCGGGCAUUCGUUUGCCGAGGCACAGAGCGGCUAUCUGCCUUGGGACAACCUGGAUUGGUACCUGGAACGCUCGCCGCUGACGUAUGCCGCCGACAUCACAACGCCUCUGCUCAUCAUGCAUGCCGAGAACGAUCUACGCUGCCCCAUCGAACAGGCGGAACAACUGUUCGUGGCUCUGAAGAAACAGCACAAAGAAGUACGCUUCGUACGCUUCCCGGAUGAAGGACACGAUAUGUCGCGAGCCGGCAAGCCGCGCCACCGCUUGGAGCGUUUUCGCUUCAUCCUCGAAUGGUUUGCCUCCCACCUCGACUCAUCGAACGGCACAUCAGACACUGCCGACCGUCUUUGA
Molecule: messenger RNA, 1980 nt
Organism: Geodia barretti
Lineage: Eukaryota; Metazoa; Porifera; Demospongiae; Tetractinellida; Geodiidae
Source: the annotation of a GenBank genome assembly